This is a messenger RNA of Doryrhamphus excisus (bluestripe pipefish), 941 nucleotides long. NCBI's taxonomy places the organism in Eukaryota, Metazoa, Chordata, Actinopteri, Syngnathiformes, Syngnathidae. The record is from RefSeq and is a predicted model, not a curated record.
GAUGCCCACCUGCGCAUGCGUUCCAGGGAUGGGCGGAGUUAAGUCGGUCGGGAAGGAAGAGCAGAAAGGAGGACACGGGAACAUCUAGCGAUGGCUGCCAUUAGGAAAAAGUUGGUUAUUGUUGGAGAUGGUGCGUGUGGGAAGACUUGUCUCCUCAUCGUCUUCAGUAAGGACCAGUUUCCAGAGGUCUACGUCCCCACUGUGUUUGAGAACUACGUGGCGGACAUUGAAGUGGACGGCAAACAGGUGGAACUGGCACUUUGGGAUACAGCAGGCCAGGAGGACUAUGACAGACUGAGGCCUCUCUCCUACCCGGACACAGAUGUUAUUCUCAUGUGUUUCUCAGUUGACAGCCCCGACAGUUUAGAGAACAUUCCAGAAAAGUGGACGCCUGAAGUGAAACACUUUUGUCCAAAUGUUCCCAUCAUCCUGGUGGGCAAUAAAAAAGAUCUGCGUAAUGAUGAGCACACCAGACGGGAGCUUGCCAAGAUGAAACAGGAACCCGUUCGAUACGACGACGGCAAAGAGAUGUCGAGCCGCAUCAACGCCUCUGGCUACCAGGAGUGCUCCGCCAAAACCAAAGAUGGCGUGCGGGAGGUUUUUGAGAUGGCGACUCGUGCGGCGUUGCAAGCCAAAAAGCGCUGCAAGAAGUCCACAUGUGUUCUGCUAUAGAGUUGCGGCGGAAUGGGAAGCUGACCCUCCAGCGCACAUGGAGAAUAGAGCUGGGGCGGUGGGAGGGGGCGUGGGGGCCUAAACAAACAUAUGGCCGCUCAAUUUGUGAUCGAUCACCCAUUGCACAACGGCAAAAUCAAACACAUCUGCAACAAUUUCGGGGGGUUCAAACGUGCCAACAUCGUCACGGAGACAAAGGCAUAAGUCAAUGGGCACAUCUCACAGGUAAAUAAGUGAUAAAUAUAACAUUAUAAGGUUAUUGAUCGAGA